CACAGACAGACACACACACUACUUUGCGAUUGAUUGGCAGUUGUGGUGGUUGUGGCGUUGUGAUGAUGAUGCCUGGCGGGCGUGGGCGAGGUCUCCGGCUGCUGGUGUUGCUGCUUGGUGUAGCAGCGGUCUGCGUUCAUGCCAGUGCACCAGCACCAGCACCAGUACCAGCACCAGCACCAGCACCAGCACCAGCACCAGCAAGCAGCAAGCACAACCAUGAGGCUGGCACGUUGUGCACGGACGUCGGCAUGACUCUGAGGCGUCUCACAACGACGUUGCAAGCAUUCGGCGUUCCAGUGACACCAUCAUCUGAACACCGCUUCCGCUCACGCACGCAGCAGAGCCAGCACGGCAACUUCACGCCUGCCGCAGCAAGCACUGCGAGGACGACACGUGCCCGUGCCCAUGUCGCAAUCGACCUAUCAUCGAUCCAACGCAUGAUGAGCGCCUUUGGCUGUGCCCCAACGAACGGCCCCAGUGAGGACAAAGGAUGGCAGCAGCAGCACCACCACCACAACCAGCAGCAGCCAACGCCAAGCGCACACAAUCAGGAGGCAUUUCCACAGACCCCACCUGCACCAGCACAUAAAGGGAUUGAUGGAAACAGCAGUGGCAAUAACUUCCACCUCAGCCCUUCUCGACACCAUCAACAACAGCAGCAGCAGCAGCAACAGCAGCACACGCGUGUGCGGCGAAGCGACGAGCCCACCGUGCAGGCGGGCCAGUGCACGCUGGCGAGCGUGAUUGACGGGUCGUGCCCUGGUGCCGACGCUGGGGGCCGACUCACCAUCACCUUGGCUGAGGGCGACGCGGUGGACGACAGCACCGAUGCAAGCACGCUGCACGCCAUCUCCCCACCUGUCCAUGAGCUGACGGUGAUCGGCCACGUUGAAGAAGAGCCCCUGCAAUGGCUUGUCAACAGCAACUGGACAUUCUGCACGGUGAUCACGGUUGAGGGCGUGCGCUUCCCCACCUUUCGACUGAGCAUCCUUAACCCGUUGAUGAACAUCCACACCGUCACCAUCCAGGACAGCGAGCUGCUCCGCGCUGUUGACGCUCGCAGCUUCCAACACACGGCGGCGCUGGUCACGUUUCGCGUGAUCCACUGCUCACUGACAUCUGUCCCUGAUGUCUCCGGCAUGGCCACGCUGAGGAUCCUCAACUUGCAAGGAAACCGCGUUCGCCGCGUGGGCAAGAGCGACCUACAAGGCACGCCGCAGCUGCAGCAGCUGGCCUUGAGCGAGAAUGUCAUUUCCAAGGUCGAACUUGGGGCAUUGGAUGGUCUCAGCCAGCUGCAGACGUUGAUCCUCGCUGCAAACAACAUCACCAGCACCGCUGGACUCUUCCGCUCCCUACCCCGCCUCGGCAUCCUCCAGCUGGCACAGAAUCCAAUCACACGGCUUGAAGCUGAUGUGUUCCACGCGCUGACUCGACUGACCAGUCUCUCUAUCGAGUACACGCGCCUGACCAGCUUGCCGCCGACGCUGCUGGCAAAGGCAACUCGCCUCGUCCGCCUCUUCCUGACACACAACUUCAUCACGUCUCUUCCAGACACCAUCUUCUCGAGCCUGUCAUCGCUAAAUGAGCUGCACCUCUUCAGCAACAGACUCACAUCCCUGCCACCGCGCGUAUUCAAAGACUUGACGGCGAUGACACGCCUCGACUUGCUGAACAACGACAUUUCUGCUCUGCCCGUUGGCAUUCUCGACACGUGCACGCGUCUGCUCUUCUUCCAGUGCAACAGCAACCGCCUCACUGCGCUCCCUCCAAACCUGUUUGCCAACGCCCCCAAACUGCAGCAAAUCUCCUUUGCCAACAAUGCCAUUCGCACCGUCAACAACGCCCUUGGGCUCGCCGCCCUCACGGCGCUGCGCCUGAUCAACCUGGACCACAACCAGUUGACGGACCUGCACCUUGGAGCAAUGCUUCCCAGCGCUGUGCUGCUGAGUUUGGACAACAACCCAAUGCGCGCUGUGCCAGACCUGAGCAUGACUCCUGCACUGGAGACGUUUCGCAUGAGGAACCAUCGCAUCACGCACAUCGACCUGGCACCGCUCCUCGCUCUGCCCCGUUUGGGCGUUCUGGAGAUUGGCGCUUCCCUGCAGGCACAGGCUAAAGCGGUGUUGCCGGCCAACAGCAACAUUGCCAACGUUGCGCCCCUUUCCACCCUUGGCCUGGAGAAUGUGGACAUCAGCGCCAUCGUUUCGUCACUUGGGCAAUUGGCAUCGCUGAGCCUAGAUGCCCUGCACGCGGGCUGGCCCGGCGCCACCAGCGACACGCUUCCCAUGAGUGCCCUGUGCGCCGUGCUUGCAAGCAACGUGCGGGAGCUCCGUAUCGCCAACACGGACCUCAGCACGAUUGACCUGUGCCCUGACAAGGCAUUUGACGUGCUUCUUCUCACGGACAACAGGCAUCUCGAAUCCGUUACGGUUCACGACCCACUGCGUGAGCUCAACGUGUCAGGCUGCACUCGAUUGACCUCCAUCGACGCACCUCCCAUCGACAUUCUCGACAUCAGCAGCACCAACUUGCCGCUUACGGGUGCACUGUGCACGCGGUGGGGGCGACGUGUUCUCUUCGCCCGCAACUUGGGCGGAGUCGUCGACAUUCGCGAUGCCAUCCUGAGCAUGCGCAACUGUCUUGAGCAUGUGGACGUGUUGGAUUUCUCGGGCAACGCGUGGGUCAGCGACGUGGACGAGAUGAACCGCAUCACAGAGCGAACAAUUGCGCUGUCGACGAGCGAAUUUGCAACUGCGGACUUUGGUGAGAUUGCCAAUCGGCCCAUGCCUCCGAUUCUCCAGCUGACGGAUGCCCCCAUUGAAUGCGCGCUUGAACUGUCAAAUCAGGACUUGCGGCCAUUGCGCAAUCCGAUUGUUGUCUCUGCGGAGCUGGUGUUUUCGUUUCAUUGCACGUGCGCCCGUGGCUUUCGGAUGACGUCGGGUGGGCGGUGCGUGUUCAACGAGCCCAACAUCUCCACGAUUGUUGCCGCGUCUGUCAUAUCUGGCCUGGCAUUUGGCCUGCUCAUGGCGUGGCUGUCACGCCGCUACCGUGGGCUCACCAAGCGCAUCGGCCUACAGGAGCAGCUGCUGGUGGAGAGGGACGAGGAGGUGAUGGCGCUGAAGAAGGCGUGGGAGAUUGAGUACGAUGAGCUGAGGCUUGUUGAGCGUGUGGCUGCAGGUGCGUUUGGCGUGGUGUUCAAGGCAGAGUGGGACACAGUCACAGUGGCAGUGAAGGUGCUGCAGCAAAGUGUGAUGAUGUUUGACGAGAGCACGGUGCAGGAGUUUGAGAAGGAGGUGGAGUUCCUGCAGCGGACACGGCACCCGAAUGUGGUGCGGUUCUUUGGCGCGGGCACAGACCCCAACGGCAGCCCGUUCCUGGUGCUGGAGUUUGUGGCCAUGGGGUCGCUCAAGGACUUGUUGGGCAAGGACAUGGAGGAAGUGUUGAUGGAAGUGAGGAGCAGGAAGGUCGAGGAAAGCAGCAACGGCAGUGUCAGGGAUGAUGUGAAUCGUGUGUGGGAACUGAAGCUGCGACUGCUGCGGGAUGUUGCCAGUGGCAUGGCCUUCAUCCACAGUCUGGACCAGAUGCACCGAGACCUGAAGAGCGGAAACGUGCUGGUGUCAUCGUCGCUUCGCGCCAAGAUUACGGAUUUCGGAUCCAUUCGCCAGUGCUUCACGCGUGGUGGCAGGGCCCACGGCAGCCGCUACACUCGCCUCUCCUCCAGCCAUGAUGUUGAUGACCCCCAAUACUCGCAGCAGGCUGGGCUGCAGACAAUGACGAGCAUGACGCUGACGGCUGGUGUGGGCACACCGCUGUACAUGGCACCAGAAGCAUUGACGGGCGACAAGUACAGCUUCGAGGCCGACAUCUUCAGCUUUGGCGUGCUGAUGUGGGAGGUGGCAACGCAGCGUGUGCCGGACUUGCUCGAACAAGAGAAGGGGAGCGACUUUCGCGGUCCCAUGCUGGCGACGCUCAGCAACUUGCUGCAGGAUGGGAAACGCUUGCGAUUUGAUGACAGCGAACAAGAUGCCAUCCCCGAGUGGUUCCAGUCGCUGACGUACAAGUGCAUGGCGCAGAACCCGCGUGCGCGCCCGUCGUUUGGGGAGCUCAAGGACCACCACUUUGCAUAGGAACCGUGUUUGUGGGGCUUGUUGUGAUCACGUCUUGCUAUUGUGUGUGUGUGUGCAUGUGUGUGUGUGUGUGUGUGUGUGUGCAUGCGCGCGUGCGUGCGUGUAUGUGCGAAUGUCUUAGAUUCGUUUGUGUUUUGUCUUAGCAUGUCCGCGGAUGUACCGUUUUGUUUGUUCAUCGACUCUUUCGUGAUAGGUCCAAGCGAUGUGAUACGAGACAGUCAUAAAGGGAACAUGAAGGACCC
Messenger RNA from Salpingoeca rosetta, 4372 nucleotides. RefSeq names its product TKL protein kinase. The transcript is spliced from 4 exons. The record is from RefSeq and is a predicted model, not a curated record. Gene Ontology annotation, molecular function: protein binding; protein kinase activity; ATP binding. NCBI's taxonomy places the organism in Eukaryota, Choanoflagellata, Craspedida, Salpingoecidae. The coding region runs from base 63 to 4130 and encodes 1355 amino acids. Gene Ontology annotation, biological process: protein phosphorylation.